Dalotia coriaria is the source of this 1983-nucleotide messenger RNA. RefSeq lists its product as uncharacterized. The transcript has 2 exons. Bases 802 to 1800 code for a protein of 332 amino acids. Lineage: Eukaryota; Metazoa; Arthropoda; Insecta; Coleoptera; Staphylinidae. The record is from RefSeq and is a predicted model, not a curated record.
AUUUGUGUUUAUGUGCGUUGUAAUUAUUGUUAUUGUUGUUCGGUGUGGUCUGUAGUCGUAGUAAUAAUUCGUGGUGCCUCCCGAGAAGGUUAACGUCGCUUUUUUCGUUCAUAAUCGAGAGCACGAGAUACCGCAUGACUGUCUUGAAGCAUUAAACAGGUAUUAUCCGCGAUUGCGCCGAUGUGUACCGAGGCAAGCGAGGUUUGAUACAGGUAUAUACAGUGUGGUUCAUUGCGUGUUUACCUCGUCCGUUUGUUGUACGCGUGUGUAUGCGAUGAACACGACUGCGCUGUAGUUUAAGUAGCCUUCACUCAGCAAGGUUGCUCUCACUUCCGAUCGACGAGUACGACUAGUGCGAUUAAUGGAUUGUACUGCUUAUAAAACACUACAAAUAUUAAAAAUUCAGAGAAUUUAAACCUUAGAUCUUAACUAGGGAUGUGUAAUUCCGGUAUACCGGUAUUUUUUAUCUUCAAAUAUUAAUAUUUUACGAAUUAUAUGGAUAAAAAUGAAAUUAUACCUGAUUUUUUAAAUUUUAUUAAAUACGGCAUCGCUCGCGAAUAUCUAAAAUAAUGAAGUUGCUUCCGUACGCGUCUGUAGUCACAGAAGAAGUAACAGUGAAGUAGAAUGGCGGGAAGUUUAAAAUGGCUGAAAGUAUAGUCUAUGGAAGUAUAGUGUACAGUCUCCAUAGUGACGUAGCUGUCGGUAAUACAGUGUGAUAAUACAGUGUGAUGGUACUAUAGUACUUAGGUUUGAGCUUCAUUGCUGGAAUGCUAGAUGGCGUUAAAGUAGUCAAAUAGCCAGAUGCAGAGUUAUUUAGAAUCAAUUUAUUGGCACUGCAUCGAAAAACACUUCUGUUUUGACGAAAACAUCGCCCUCUACGAAGAUGAAGAAGCAGCGAAAGCAAGUGAUACCUCAUCGGAAACAAACGUCCAAGCAACUUCCGUCAGCAAUAACAACAUCUACGACAACAUGGCGUUCUAUGAUAACGUCGCCAUGAUUGCCAACCGUUCUAUUUUUAUUAUUGAACCGAAAGACAAUCGUGUAGCUUCACCUACGAACUAUAAAUCCACACAACGCCCUAAAUCCGUACAUGUAGACCACUCUUUACACCAGGAGAUAUUCUUUGAUAACGAUGCAAAAGUUAUCACUGAACAACCCAAAUUUAGCAUUGCUGGAUCCAACUCUAGCUUGGACUUAAGUAAAUCUGAACCUGACUUAACACCACCAACAUACGCGCAGACCAAAGCAAAACGUGAAGCGGAAACAUUCAAAAAUAUCCCGCUUAUUACCAACACCAACACUACUUCCUUAUCGUCUCUGGCGACUAUAAGUGAAGACCAUGAGGCUAACCCACACUUACUAAGCAUUCCUCACUCUGCAACCUCCACAGGUUUGGUGAAGAUGCGGAAAAAGUCUUUACACGAACGCCGUGUAUCAAAAUCUCUUACUUUGGAUAUUGAUACAAAGAGACAGGAGGUUCCAAUUAUCAGACAAUCAAGUUUCCCUAAAUUUUAUAUUGAUACUCCGGAAGCCAAUCAGAAUACUUCUAGCAUAGCUCCAGCUGCGAUCCAAGCUCUAGAGACACCUGUUGUAGCAAAUAAUUUCAAAUUCGAUCUGCAGACUGUGGUGCAGUUAGAGAACGAGCGACAGGAGAUGGAGAUUCAGAAGAUAAACACGUUGAAAAGGUCGGUUACCAGCGUGAAGGAUAAUAGAAGAAUACAGCAGAUUAGGGACAAGUUAAAACCUAUCAAGUUGCUUAGAAAUGCGUCGAUGCAGAGCCUGUAUUCGACCAAUGGAUGAUUGAAAAUUUGUAAAUUGUAAAAUGUUAAAUGUAUAAACUCCAUAGGUAUAUUAUAUUAUGUAGGUGCUUAGAUUUAAGGCAGUUUUAUAAAAACUAGAUAUUGUUUAUAACUCUUGUAAUAUAUUAUGUUGAUUAUUGUUGUAUCUGUAUUGAAUUAUUAAUAUAUUAUAACUGAACUACGA